Messenger RNA from Poecilia latipinna (sailfin molly), 2516 nucleotides. RefSeq names its product ras homolog family member H (gene rhoh). The record is from RefSeq and is a predicted model, not a curated record. Bases 743 to 1330 code for a protein of 195 amino acids. Gene Ontology annotation, biological process: small GTPase-mediated signal transduction. Lineage: Eukaryota; Metazoa; Chordata; Actinopteri; Cyprinodontiformes; Poeciliidae. The transcript is spliced from 2 exons. Gene Ontology annotation, molecular function: GTP binding; GTPase activity.
CAGCUGCUGUGGGGGAGGCGAGCAGCAGAUCUGUCACACCUCCACACUCCAACAAGCGGAUGUGUUUUACUUUGCCUUUUCUCGCACUUUCUGUCUUCCCUCCUCUACCUAUGACCGACUGUCUUUCAGCGGCUGCUUCUGUAUUUUUUACAUCUGUGAUGGCCUAAUUAUCUGGCACUUUUCCUUCCUGCGUUGCUGUGAGGUUCAGCUUGUUGUAGCUCAGUUAUAACGGAUACUUUUGUCGGCGUAUAAAGUCAGUCUUUUCAACACGGUGACGUCUCACAGGCAGCAGCCGACAUCCGCCCGUUGAAGAUUGGGGUGGCUGACAAGGAGACCAUCCCAAUUCACCGACAAACAUCGGGACCGGGAGAUUGAUGGUCAGUGAGAGGACCGAAGAGAAAUCCCCUGAGCUGACCAUGCUGCUACUGAGAGCAAGAGGAAGGAAGUGAGAUGAGCCGAGAUGGCCUAAAGAACCAAGAGGUUGCGUAAAUCAUCCGCUUCAGAGGUGCGAGCUGCAUACGAGACCUUUGAGACAACAUCGAUCAGUUCAGUUCACUGAGAGCAACUCUACUUGUUUCAUCAGUGAAUGUCUGAGCGUAGCCUGUGAUGAAAACCGCCAGCAGUGUACGAAAGCACAGCUCACACUUGAGGACCUUACAUCCUGCUAGCCUGACAGAAAAACCUUAACCUUUUCUUUGAAGAACCCAAGACAACCCGAGAGGCUUGUUAAUCGACGGCAACCAUGAACGGCCUGACCGAGCUGUCUGUGAAGUGUGUUCUGGUCGGGGACUGCGCGGUCGGCAAGACGGCUUUGCUGGUCCGCUUCACCUCCGAGACUUUCCCAGAUUCGUACAAGCCCACCGUGUUUGAAAACACGGGUGUUGAGGUGUACAUGGACGGGGUCCAGAUCAGCCUUGGGCUGUGGGACACGGCGGGCAACGACAACUUCAAGCAGAUUCGGCCGAGGUCGUACCAGCAGGCCGACGUCGUCCUUAUGUGCUACUCAGUGGCCAACCCCAACUCCCUGGCCAGCAUCCAGCGCAAGUGGAUUGCAGAGGUCCGGGAGAACCUGCCCAGGGUGCCAGUGCUGGUGGUGGCCACUCAGACGGACCUGAGGGAGGUGGGAGUUCAUCGGGGCAGCUGCAUCUCGCCGGCGGAGGGGAAACGUGUGGCCCAUGAGGUGCACGCUAAGGGCUACCUGGAGUGCUCUUCCUUGAGCAACCGUGGCGUGCAGCAGGUGUUUGAGUACGCUGUGAGGACAGUUUUUAACAAGCACAAGAAACGGGAAAGGAGGCGCAUGUUCAGCAUGAACCAGUGCAAAGUGUUUUGACCUUUGAUUUUGAUCUUGCUGCCGUUUUUUUUUUUUUUCAGAUAUGCUGUUCAAACUCAGUCAGCCAUGACGAGAUGUAAGGACCCAAACAUGACUUCCUGACAUACUAGGCUGUACUUCACUAAUACCCCCCCGAAAACUCAAACAUAUUUCAACUGAGAACACUGAAAAAAAAAAAAAAAUAAAAAAUAAAAUGACGUCACUGACCGAGAAACCAGCAUAUGGGGUGGACACUUUUCUUCAGGGAUCAAGUCAUAAAUGUUUGUUCUUGUAGUAUGUCAAACAGAAUAUUGUUUUUUGGAUUUAAAGAGAAAAGGUUGUUUUCGUCUCAGACUAGGAUUUACUUUAGCAAGUGAACUUUUUUAUUGAAAUUUUAAAGAAAUAUGCUUCUCUACUACCACAAAUACAUUAAUGCAGCAUUUUUCUGGAUGUGGCUUCAUGAAGCCGGAACAAUGUCAUUCCAGAUGUUUCUGAAUCAGGUUUAAUGAAAUUCCGGGUCCCUUACCAUUACUUUGUGAUUGCGUGAGCAGUCAGAAAUCAUUUAAAUUAUGUUGGAAAUACAUUUCAGCUAAGAAAGCAAAAUUAACCCUUUGUGGAGUACAUUUAAAAUUUUGUUUCUAGAGAAAUGUUUUGUCAGGUGGCCUAAAAAUAAAAUGUUUUUCAUAAAUACAUCGCAAAGCCCAAAAUUAUUCAUAUCCCUGGCAGACUCGGGUUUAAAGUAAUGUUUUGUUUUUCCGAACAUGUUUCAUCUGAAUUGAAGCAAUUAUAUCGUUUUGGAGCGGCCUAGUCAGAGUUCUGACUUGUCCUCAGAAUCUGAGGGGGAGUUAAAGAUUAGGGUGAUGGCAAAGAGGCCCUGCGGCCUCAGAGAUCUGGAGCUUUAAACUAGAGAUAAUUCAUCAAAAUACCAGAGGAGACAUGCAAAAAGCUGGUUAGCAGUUAUAGAAAGGAUAUUACUGCUUAAUGCAAGUAGUGUUUUAAAAUCGAAAAUAAUUUACAGCACACCAUUUGAACAAUUUCUUUUGUAUUGAUACUGCUUUUCCGUUGUUUUGUUACCUUUCGAGAGACGCCCGUCUCAUUUCCGAUCAUUGACAAACUUCUCGGGUUGAAGGAAAAUAAUUUUAAAUCUAAACAUGCAGGAGGUGCUAAUAUUUUUGAGCUGUAAAUCAAAAAUAUUAUGGGUUUUUUU